AUAUCCGCAACUACGAGAGUCUCGAAGACGGCGAUAACUACGACGAUAGCUUCGACUUUGGAGGCGACCAAGGCUGGGGCAGCGGUGACAGCGACGAAGACGACGGCGGCGCGAAAUUAGCUGGUCUUGAUAUUCUCUCAUCGAUCUCUGACGCACCGGCAACUACUGCACCACGUCCUCUUCCUGAGAUCCCGCAUCCUCUCCCUGAGAUCCCACGCCCUCUCCCUCCUAUCCCCAAGACCUCGCGACCUCUCCCACCCCUCCCCACAUCUAAAAUGAGCAGCAACGUCCCGAAGCCUGGUCCGGCAAAGCUUGGUCCUCGCGCUGGCCUUGAAGAAUGGCUUGCGGAGGCAAAGCAAUGUCACUAUCUCCCUGAGCAUGCCAUGAAGCAGCUUUGUGAAAUUGUCAAGGAAUGCUUGAUGGAAGAAUCCAACAUCCAGCCAGUUCGUACUCCGGUCACGAUCUGCGGUGAUAUCCACGGUCAAUUCUAUGAUCUCCUCGAGCUAUUCCGCGUCGCGGGCGGCAUGCCUGGAGAGACCAACGUAGCGGCCCCGACUACUAUGACUAAUGUCAUCAAAUCGGACGAUAUUGAACCCCCAACUGAGAUCACUGACCCCAAGCUCAAGAAGAAGAUUAGAGGUUCUGAUAGCGGCAUUGAGAGUAUUAGCGGUGAAGAUGACGACGAUGAUGAGCCUAGAGGCCGCCCUCGUACUGCGGGUCAUUCAAGCCGUGGUGGCAGCACCGGUGGUGAUUCUGGCAUCGGCGUAAACACCGUUUCUGGAACCGGUGAUCAAAACUUCAUUUUCCUUGGUGACUUUGUCGAUCGCGGCUACUUCAGUUUGGAGACGUUUACGUUGUUGAUGUGCUUGAAGGCUAUGUACCCAGACAAGAUCACCCUCGUUCGCGGUAACCAUGAGUCCCGCCAAAUUACUCAGGUCUACGGCUUCUACGAGGAGUGCCAGCAGAAGUACGGCAACGCGUCGGUCUGGAAGUCUUGCUGCCAAGUCUUUGAUUUCCUUGUCCUCGCCGCCAUUGUUGAUGGUGAGGUUCUCUGUGUUCACGGUGGUCUGAGCCCCGAGAUCCGUACGGUGGAUCAGAUCCGUGUUGUAGCCCGCGCGCAGGAGAUCCCUCACGAGGGAGCCUUCUGUGACCUGGUCUGGAGUGAUCCCGAGGAUGUUGAGACCUGGGCUGUUUCUCCCCGUGGUGCAGGCUGGCUCUUCGGAGACAAGGUCGCCAUGGAGUUCAAUCAUGUCAAUGGCCUCAAGCUCAUUGCUCGCGCCCAUCAGCUAGUCAAUGAGGGUUACAAGUACCACUUCGCCCAGAAGUCCGUCGUGACCGUCUGGUCCGCUCCCAACUACUGCUACCGCUGCGGCAACGUAGCCUCCAUCAUGAACGUCGGCGAAGACCUCAACCCCAAAUUCAGCAUCUUCAGCGCCGUCCCCGAGGACCAGCGCGCGGUCCCCGCCGGCCGUCGCGGUGCCAGCGAUUACUUUUUGUAGAUUUGAUUGAUUGGUUGAUUGACGAUUGACAGACGGCAGGAUAUCACAAAGAUGGCGUUCAAGGGGAGUCGGGUUUGCAUAAAGGGAGGCAGGCGUUCUGGCCAGACUACCAUUGAUUGUACUGUACAUUAAACUAACCAUCGCCGACUUGGCUCGGAUUAGACUCUUCGCAUCUCCGGUUUUUUGCCUUUAAAAGCAUACCGGUUUGUUGUCCCCGGUUCCGCUGUUUAUUUACGAGCGCCCGGUUUUUUCUUUUUCUUUUCUCCCUGUCUGGUUACCUUACCUUACGUUACUGGUUUGCGCUUGCGCUUUUUAAGUAAGAAUCAAUGAAUGAAUCGAUG
Molecule: messenger RNA, 1840 nt
Organism: Amorphotheca resinae ATCC 22711
Lineage: Eukaryota; Fungi; Ascomycota; Leotiomycetes; Helotiales; Amorphothecaceae
Exons: 5
Coding region: 276-1499 (407 amino acids)
Biological process (GO): peptidyl-serine dephosphorylation; G1/S transition of mitotic cell cycle
Cellular component (GO): cytoplasm
Molecular function (GO): protein serine/threonine phosphatase activity
Source: RefSeq, a predicted model, not a curated record